GAGAGAGAGAUGAAAAGAAGAAGAGAAAUGGAGAAACAAAGCUCAUCAGAGCUAAGAUCCGCCAUUGAAGAGCUAUCUUUGUUAGCUGUGAUGAAGCUUAACCAUCAUCAUCAUCAUCAUCAUCAUCAUCACCAUAAUCAUGAUCCAGUUGCAGCAGAUGAUGAUAAACAAAAUGACACUGAUGACCCUGAUCAUAUCCCUAUCAAACCUUUCCUUUCUCUCUGCAACUUUCUUGUUCAUCUUCUUGAUAAGAUAGGGCCAACAAUGGCUGUUUUGAGACAAGACAUCCAUCGGAAUAUUCUGAGAUUGGAGAAGAUGCAAGAAUCAAACCCUACACUUUAUUCAAAUGUUGUGGAGAUACUAAAGAAAGAGGCAAGCGAAGGCACAUCAAGAAAGGUUACUAGUUCUAGUAAAGCCUUUCUUUGGCUUACUAGAUCUCUAGACUUCGCGGUGAAUAUAUUAGAAUUGAUAGAAAAAGAUGUUGAGGUGAACAUGGAGCAUGCUGUUGAAGAAGCAUAUGAAGCUACUCUAAAACCAUGGCAUGGAUGGAUCUCUUCUACGGCUUACAGAGUACCAUUUAAUUAUAUUCAGCUUUACGUAGCAUUAAAACUAGUUCCUGACAACAAAACCCUGAUCGAUAUUCUCAAAUCAGAAGUUGAAGAUCGAGAAGCUUUCAAAGACGAUAUAAAAACCUUCACAUCAUUACUUCUACCACUUCUAGACGAAAUACAUUCAAUUUUGGAAACCUACGAGUUGGAUAGGCUAAAGGCAACCUAAAGAACGAAGAGGGAAAUUAACGAGGACGCUUAACAACCGCGAACACUAUAUGCAUAAGCACUCAAUAGUUAGAACAUAUAUUGUACAACACUAUUUGAAAAAGGUACCUAUGACAACAAUAUUUCUAGUGAUUCAGUAAUACAUGAUAUUGUCAUAGAUACCCUUUUCGCUACUAGUGAAACACAAUGCUAGUAUGUGUGUAUAUAUGUGUGUGUAUAUCUA
This is a messenger RNA of Cynara cardunculus var. scolymus (artichoke), 999 nucleotides long. RefSeq names its product glycolipid transfer protein 3-like. Bases 10 to 777 code for a protein of 255 amino acids. Gene Ontology annotation, biological process: ceramide transport; intermembrane lipid transfer. Gene Ontology annotation, molecular function: ceramide 1-phosphate binding; ceramide 1-phosphate transfer activity. The record is from RefSeq and is a predicted model, not a curated record. The transcript is spliced from 6 exons. Gene Ontology annotation, cellular component: cytoplasm; membrane; cytosol. Lineage: Eukaryota; Viridiplantae; Streptophyta; Magnoliopsida; Asterales; Asteraceae.